This is a messenger RNA of Notechis scutatus (mainland tiger snake), 2083 nucleotides long. RefSeq names its product solute carrier family 25 member 36-A-like. The record is from RefSeq and is a predicted model, not a curated record. Gene Ontology annotation, biological process: pyrimidine nucleotide import into mitochondrion. NCBI's taxonomy places the organism in Eukaryota, Metazoa, Chordata, Lepidosauria, Squamata, Elapidae. Gene Ontology annotation, cellular component: mitochondrion. Gene Ontology annotation, molecular function: pyrimidine nucleotide transmembrane transporter activity.
CGGAGGCUCCUGCAGGCUGCAGUGGCCCCACAAAGGAGCCGGGCCUUGUGGAGCGCAAAAAAAAAGAAGACGCCUGCAUUGGAAUCCAGGCUCUUCAGCCGUGCCGAAGAGAGAGGAGUGGACGGAAUGAGCCUUCGGCGGGAGCCCAGCCGGGCACACAGGCGCGAGGCGAGAGGGAUGGCCCGCUACAGCACGACUCUGCAUCUCGUGGCCGGCGGAUUAGGUGGAACAGCAGGAGCCAUUUUGACUUGCCCAUUGGAAGUGGUGAAGACUCGCCUGCAGUCUUCCACCUUGGCCCCAAGACCUGUUUGCCUACCUGCAGUACAGUUGCAAGGAGUGAAUGGGACAUUUGUCCGCCCAGGACUCCCCAGGAUUGGCUUCCUCGAACUACUAAGAAUCAUUCUAGAGAAGGAAGGGGUUCGCUCCUUGUUUCGAGGCCUGGGACCUAAUCUUAUUGGAGUUGCUCCUUCCAGGGCCAUUUAUUUUGCUGCAUAUUCGGGAACUAAGGAGAGACUCAACACGGUGCUUAUGCCAGAGUCCAAGAAAGUUCACAUGAUUUCAGCAGCCUGUGCAGGCAUCACAUCUGCCACUUUGACCAAUCCUAUCUGGUUAGUGAAGACUAGGAUGCAACUGGAGCGGAGGGGCAGAAACGAGAGGUGCACCAGUGCCCUUCAGUGUGCCAUGCGUGUCUACUACAGAGAAGGUCUGCGCGGCUUUUACCGCGGGGUUACUGCCUCCUAUGCUGGUGUCACUGAAACAGUGAUCCACUUUGUGCUUUACGAGGCUUUGAAGCAGCAGCUCAGGGAACACCAGCUCCUCUUGACUCCAUCGGUUGUCUUAUCGCCCAGUGGCCAAGACUUCUGCGGGCUGAUGGCAGCAGCGGCUGUCUCCAAAGCAUGUGCUUCAUGCAUCGCCUAUCCCCAUGAGGUUGUUCGGACACGGCUACGCGAGGAGGGAUAUCGUUAUCGCUCCUUUGUGCAAACCCUCCAGCUUGUGGCCAGGGAAGAAGGCCCCUUGGCUCUUUAUCGUGGACUUUCAGCUCAUCUCCUUCGUCAGAUCCCCAAUGCUGCAAUCGUCAUGGUUACCUAUGAGCUGAUGAUUCACUUGGCAACCAAAAUGUGACACUUUUCUAUUCUUGCCAGGUGGCUUAAAGGCUGUUAAAGGCUUUGAAGGGGAGGAUGGUUUAAAUGGGUAAUUUCCCCAUUCCGUAAAUCCUGUAAGAAAAGCCUGAAAAGUUAGGAGCCUUCUGUAAUGGGUGGUUUUGAAGAUCUGAUAAGUGAAAGACACGUUCAGCUGCUCUCGGUCUUGGACAAAAGAGCCCAUACUGAUCACAAACCUGGACAGGUGUGGAAUGUUUCAAAGAAAACAUCUCUAGCAGAGGCUGGCAAGGUCUCACUGGCUAGAUGGUCAUUAUGCCCAUCAUGCAGUUUAGUGCACUGAAAGUGUUAUGCUGCACACUUCGUAGAGCUGGGUCAACUGAGUGGGAAAACAGUUUUUAAGAAAAGCUUAAAGGGAGACUAGGAUAUUUUAUUGGAAGGAGAUUGGUGAUUUGGAUCUCAAAAUUGAACUCUCCCUCAGUAUCGGGCAGCGAUAAAACCUUUAUAGAUACAGCAAUGUUUCUCUUUUGAGCCUACCAGAAGAGCAAAUUGCUGAUUCUCAGGCAAGGGUCCCCAACCCCUGGGCUGCAGACCGCAGCCUAUUCCGAACUGGACUGCGCAAGCAGCAGGUGAGUGUACGGACGCCAUGGAUGACACUCGCCCUCAUGCGCAAAGCAACAUUUGCACAAGCGUCAUAGGCCCGCCACUCAUGCAAAUGGCACGUCAUGCACGCUCGCACUCACCCACCACUCUGAACCAUCCCCGGCUGCCAGUCCUCCAAGCUGGAAAGGUUGGGGAAGGCUGCUCUAAAUGUUGGGGGGGGCAUUUAUGCCUUCUCACUUCAUGUUUUUCUCCAUGUUCACAGGAAACAGUGACAUUAAGGACUGCAAAACAAGGUCCUUGAGAUGAUGCUGUUCAUGGACUAUACCUUUGUGUUUAUCUUCUCAGGCUUUGUUUACAUUUAUUGGUUUGUAGUUUUUAACCUC